Histoplasma mississippiense is the source of this 627-nucleotide messenger RNA. RefSeq lists its product with no specific name. NCBI's taxonomy places the organism in Eukaryota, Fungi, Ascomycota, Eurotiomycetes, Onygenales, Ajellomycetaceae. The transcript has 2 exons. The record is from RefSeq and is a predicted model, not a curated record. The coding region runs from base 1 to 627 and encodes 208 amino acids.
AUGUCGAAGCGUCAAACAAGUGAAGGUAGAAUCAUUUCUCCAAAGCGAACGAAAACGGAACAGAAGACACCCAUGGCCAAUCCCCGGGGUUACAUCAUAGUCAAACGGGAAAAUGAACAGUCGCCACCAGAGGAGCUUUUCGCAGCGGUAGAGAGUUACAUUGGGGAGGCAAAAUUUCAAGAAAUGCGACAGAUCGUGGAUGAAGUGGGCGCUCGAAGGGUCGAUGGGGGAGAUGCUGGUGAAGCAUUGUUACAUCAUGGGAUCAAUUUCGAACCCUUCUUCCAAGAUGCCCUCGGCUGUGCUUUUGACGAAGCAAUUAAAUCGAAGGUGGAGGUUGUAUUCUGGCUAGAAAACAAAAACCAACUGCCACGUUAUCCCGCCGGGCUCCGUGGUACAGUCCACAUAUUCUGCCCGGCAACCACCGAAGAGCUCCAUGAGGGUAAUGGCCUCUUUCGCAUCGUGGAAGGUUCCCAUGCAAUGACAAGGGGCCAAUUUCGUCACAUCGAACCUACCCCGAUCCGUCUUCAACCCAACCAGAUAUUGAUUCUCUCCGCCGAUUUAACAAUACAAUAUCCACAGGCAGGGGGGGGUGUCGGGGUUUUCAUGAGGCUAUUCCCACCUACGUGA